Molecule: messenger RNA, 1101 nt
Organism: Enterobius vermicularis (human pinworm)
Lineage: Eukaryota; Metazoa; Nematoda; Chromadorea; Rhabditida; Oxyuridae
Source: the annotation of a GenBank genome assembly
AUGUUGAUACCUCUUGCGGCUGUUACUUCAGCUGUUCGAAGCUGCAUUAGGAAUGUUAAUCGGUUAUCGACCAGAGCUUCUCUACCGGAAGGGCCAUCUUUAGCGGAUUUUAUUGGAUCAAAAAAUAGAGAAGAUGCAGUAAGAAAUUAUCAGAUAAGGUUAAAGAGGGAGAGGGGCGAAAAGCGUCUCAGAUUACCACCGUGGCUAAAAAGGGACGUCACUCACGUGGGAGAAAAUCCAAAGCACGCUGCUCUAAGGCGGCAGAUGAAGGGCCACAAGUUAGCCACUGUUUGCCAGGAGGCUCGAUGUCCGAACAUUGGAGAAUGCUGGGGAGGCGCUAAUGGAGCACCAUCCACUGCAACAAUAAUGUUAAUGGGAGAUACGUGCACCAGAGCUUGCAGGUUUUGUUCAGUGAAAACAGCGAGAAAUCCUCCCCCUUUGGACUCCAAUGAGCCACAAAGUACCGCUGACGCUAUAGCCGAGUGGGGAGUCGAUUAUGUCGUAUUGACUUCUGUCGAUAGAGAUGAUAUUGAAGAUGGCGGUGCUUCACAUAUAGCUGAAACCGUACGAUGUUUACUUAGAAAAUCACCUUCGUUGAUUAUAGAGUGCCUUGUACCAGACUUUAGCGGUCGCCUAACUAGUGUUGAAGAAGUAGUACAAUCGGGACUCCAUGUUUACGCUCAUAAUUUGGAAACAGUUAGGAGAUUAACACCUGAAGUGCGAGACCCGCGAGCAAAUUAUGACCAGUCUUUAAAGACGUUAAAACAUGUGAAGAAGAUUCGCAGUGAUGUGUUAACCAAAACUUCGUUGAUGUUGGGGCUGGGGGAAACGGAGGAAGAAGUUUUGAGUACAAUGAAAGAACUGAGGGAAUUCGAUGUGGAUGCGGUAACUCUGGGACAAUAUAUCCAACCAACCAAAAGAAAUCUUUUGGUGAAAGAAUGGAUUACCCCUGAGCAGUUCGAUAAGUGGCGUAAAGUAGGCGAUGAACUCGGGUUUCUUUAUACGGCUAGUGGACCUUUGGUCCGUUCCUCUUACAAAGUAAGGGCCAGCUUCUAUACUCUUCUUUGUUUCAACUUCCUUUUUCUUGAUUUUUUGAGCUAA